This is a messenger RNA of Neogale vison (American mink), 3191 nucleotides long. It is a transcript of the gene SCNN1G, whose product is annotated as sodium channel epithelial 1 subunit gamma. NCBI's taxonomy places the organism in Eukaryota, Metazoa, Chordata, Mammalia, Carnivora, Mustelidae. Gene Ontology annotation, biological process: sodium ion transmembrane transport. Bases 110 to 2038 code for a protein of 642 amino acids. Gene Ontology annotation, molecular function: ligand-gated sodium channel activity. The record is from RefSeq and is a predicted model, not a curated record. Gene Ontology annotation, cellular component: membrane. The transcript has 13 exons.
UCUCGCUCUAGGCCGAGCAGAACAGAGCGCUCACGGAUCGCGCGCACGCGAGCCCCAGACUCUUCGGAACUGAGCGAGCGUGCCUGCCCCUCCACAUCCCAUUCUUGCCAUGGCUCCUGGAGAGAAGAUCAAAGCCAAAAUCAAGAAGAAUCUGCCGGUGAGGGGGCCCCAGGCGCCUACAAUCAAAGAGCUGAUGCGGUGGUACUGUCUGAACACCAACACCCACGGCUGUCGCCGCAUCGUGGUGUCCCGCGGCCGCCUGCGGCGCCUGCUGUGGAUUCUGUUCACGCUCACUGCCGUGGCCCUUAUCUUCUGGCAGUGUGCUCUCCUCGUGGCCUCCUUCUACACCGUCUCUGUCUCCAUCAAAGUCCAUUUCCAGAAGCUGGAUUUUCCCGCUGUCACCAUCUGCAACAUCAACCCUUACAAGUACAGUGUGGUGCGGGACCUUCUAGCUGACCUGGAACAGGAGACCAGAGUGGCCUUGAAGACCCUGUAUGGCUUUCCGGAGAAUACGUCUCGAAGACGCCGAGAGGCAGAGUCCUGGAAUUCGGAGGGGCCCAAAUUCCUCAGACUGGUCCCACUGAUGGCUUUCAGUCAGGAUGAGACCGGCGAGGUCAGGGACUUCCUCACGGGGCGGAAGCGGAAGUUCAGCGGGCGCAUCAUUCACAAGGCGUCAGAUGCCAUGCACGUCCACGGGUCUAAGGAGGUGGUGGGAUUCCGACUGUGCUCAAAUGACACGUCCCACUGUGCCCUCUACAACUUCAGCUCAGGCAUCAAUGCCAUCCAGGAGUGGUACAAGCUGCACUACAUGAACAUCAUGGCGCAGGUCCCUCUGGAGAAGAAGAUCAACAUGAGCUAUUCUGCCGAGGAGCUGCUGGUCACCUGCCUGUUUGACGGGGUGUCUUGCGAUGCCAGGAACUUCACGCUGUUCCACCAUCCAAUGUAUGGGAAUUGCUACACGUUCAACAACAGAGAGAACGAGACUAUCCUCAGCACGUCCAUGGGGGGCAGCGAAUAUGGGCUUCAGGUCAUCUUGAACAUAAACGAAGAGGAGUACAACCCCUUCCUGGUGUCCUCCAGCGGGGCGAAGGUGAUUGUCCACCGACAGGAUGAAUACCCCUUCAUCGAGGACGUGGGGACAGAGAUCGAGCCUGCCAUGGCCACUUCCAUAGGGAUGCACCUGACGGAGUCCUUCAAGCUGAGCGAACCCUACAGCCAGUGCACCGAGGACGGGAGCGACGUGCCCGUCACUAAUAUCUACAACGCGGCAUAUUCCCUCCAGAUCUGCCUUCACUCAUGCUUCCAGACGAAGAUGGUGGAGAAAUGCGGGUGCGCACAGUACAACCAGCCUCUGCCUCCAGCAGCCAACUACUGCAACUACCAGCAGCACCCCAACUGGAUGUACUGCUAUUACGAGCUGCACCAAGCCUUCGUCCGGGAGGAGCUGGGCUGCCAGGCCGUGUGCCGGGAAGCCUGCAGCUUUAAGGAGUGGACCCUGACCACCAGUCUGGCACAGUGGCCAUCCGUGGUUUCCGAGAAAUGGUUGCUACCCGUUCUCACUUGGGACCAAGGCCAGCAAAUAAAGAAAAAACUCAACAAGACUGACUUGGCCAAACUCUUGAUAUUCUACAAAGACCUGAACCAGCGAUCCAUUAUGGAGAGUCCCGCCAACAGCAUCGAGAUGCUUCUGUCCAACUUCGGGGGCCAGCUGGGCCUGUGGAUGAGCUGCUCUGUCGUCUGUGUCAUUGAGAUCAUUGAGGUCUUCUUCAUCGACUCCUUCUCUAUCAUUGCGCGCCACCAGUGGCAGAAGGCCAAGGAGUGGUGGGCCAGGAGGCACGCUCCCCCCGGCCCUCAGGGCCAGGACAACCCAGGCCUCGAUAUAGAUGAUGACCUGCCCACUUUUACCUCGGCGUUGCGCCUGCCUCCAGCCCCAGGGACCCAGGUGCCGGGCACACCGCCUCCCAGGUACAAUACCUUGCGUUUGGAGAGGGCCUUCUCCGACCAGCUCUCAGACACCCAGAUACCAGCUGAAUCCUGAGGCAAGGAGGUGAAGAGAGAUGUAGCUAGGAGCCCCGGCCGUGGUCUGAGAACUUAGACCCUGUCUCCUACAUGUGGAGGGGACCCUUUGGCACCCCUCUGGGCUUUUCAGAGACAAUGACUAAAAGUCUCCUUUGACCAACAACAUGGGGCCUGGGUGUGUGCAGCGACCCCCUGGACCCUGCCCAGCCAUGCUCACAGCCGUCCAGGGCGAGAAAGAUCCGGCCACCCAAACCCCUCACACAUCUGCUCCAGAGAGAGAUGGGGGUCAAGGAAAUGGUGACUGGCCGGCCGAAGGCCAGAAGGAAGCCUGACAGAGAUUUCACCAGAUCUUGAGAGAGAGAGACUCCUCCAAAGCCGCAAGCCGGGAGUUUCACCCGCUCCUCCGGCCUGGGCUGGGGCCCAGCCGUACGACGACCCGAAGUAACAAGGGCAGACAGCCACUGCCUAGUACCAAAGCCAGGAAGAAGCACCAGCCCCGGCGCUGGGGCUGUUUGCGAAUUAACUGUUCUUAGUCUCUGACAUUGGGGCAAGGUCUCUCCUCUGUGCCCUCAGGCAGGGAGCUGGCCUGAGAUCCUUGGAGUGUGUGUGUGGGGGGGGCAGUGGGGGGGGCCCUGGGGGCAUGACGAGCUCCUCACUCUGGGAGCAGGGGUGGGGCCACGUUCUGAGCAGCUAAGCCAGUGCCCUGGGCCCAUUACCCAAGCACAGAAAGCCCAUGAAAGGGCCUUGCUGGACACCCCUGUCCAGCGGUGGCCCAAGGCGCAAAGGAUCAUUGGAUAAAGCCUCUCUGCCUCCCAGGCAGCCCGCCCCACCCCCUCACGGCCUGCCCCUCCCCAGCAAGCCGACUACCGCGGACAGCCGUUCCUGGACUCACACUUUCCAACGUAAUAGUGCCUAACAUGUAUCCGGCACACAGUAGGUGUCCAAUGAGAGCUCAGCAGCUGAGUGCUGUUCUAAACACUUACAGACAUGACUGUCGGGGCAGCAAACUGCCACCCAUAGGCCAGAUCCUGGUUUUGCUCGUGACCUAGGACUAUUUUUUAUUUCACUUUUCUCAACGGUUAAAAAGAUCAGAAGACGACUCUUUUGGGACUCAUGAAAAUUAUACAAGGUUUCAUGUUCAGUGUCCAUCAAUAAAGUUUUAUUGGCACACA